GCCCCGAGGCUGCGGGCGGCCAGGGCUGCCCGCGGAUCCCCAGACCCGGACGCCCGAGCCAGCAACCCUGAGGGGCGGCCGGGCAGCGCCGCCACCAUGUUCCUGGGCACCGGGGAGCCGGCCUUGGACACGGGAGAUGACAGUCUGUCUGCAGUCACCUUUGACUCUGAUGUGGAGACGAAAGCAAAAAGGAAAGCUUUCCACAAACCUCCACCCACAUCGCCAAAGUCACCUUAUCUCUCUAAGCCGAGAAAAGUGGCCUCCUGGAGGUCCCUCAGGACGGCAGGGAGCAUGCCUCUGGGCGGCCGAGCGUCCCUGACCCCGCAGAAGCUGUGGCUGGGAACCGCAAAGCCAGGAAGUCUGACCCAGGCCCUGAACUCACCCCUCACCUGGGAGCAUGCGUGGACCGGCGUCCCCGGCGGCACUCCCGACUGUCUGACAGACACCUUCAGAGUGAAGAGGCCACAUCUCAGGCGCUCUGCCAGCAACGGUCAUGUCCCUGGGACUCCUGUCUACAGAGAAAAAGAAGAUAUGUAUGACGAGAUUAUUGAGUUAAAGAAGUCAUUGCACGUGCAGAAGAGCGACGUGGACCUGAUGAGAACGAAGCUCCGGCGCCUGGAGGAGGAAAACAGCAGGAAGGACCGGCAGAUAGAGCAGCUCCUGGAUCCCAGCCGCGGCACGGAUUUUGUUCGGACUCUGGCAGAGAAAAGGCCCGAUGCCAGUUGGGUCAUUAACGGGCUGAAGCAGAGGAUCCUGAAGCUGGAACAGCAGUGCAAGGAGAAGGACGGCACCAUCAGCAAACUUCAGACCGAUAUGAAGACUACCAACCUGGAAGAGAUGCGGAUCGCCAUGGAGACAUACUACGAGGAGGUGCAUCGUCUCCAGACCCUCUUGGCAAGUUCUGAAACCACCGGAAAGAAGCCCCUGGGGGAGAAGAAGACAGGCGCCAAAAGGCAGAAGAAGAUGGGCAGUGCCCUCCUGAGCUUGUCCCGGAGUGUCCAGGAGCUCACGGAAGAGAACCAGAGCCUGAAGGAGGACCUGGACCGCGUGCUGAGCACCUCCCCAACCAUCUCCAAGACACAGGGUUAUGUGGAGUGGAGCAAGCCCCGGCUGCUGAGGCGCAUUGUGGAGCUGGAGAAGAAACUAAGUGUGAUGGAGAGCUCAAAAUCACACGCCGCAGAGCCAGUCAGAUCACACCCGCCAGCCUGCCCUGCAUCCAGCUCUGCGCUGCACAGACAGCCACGAGGGGACUGCAACAAGGACCACGAGCGUCUCCGAGGGGCUGUGAGAGACCUGAAGGAAGAGCGGACCGCGCUGCAGGAGCAGCUGCUGCAGAGAGGUUUGGAGGUGAAGCAGCUCCUGCAGGCGAAGGCCGACCUGGAGAAGGAGCUGGAGCGUGCGAGGGAGGGCGAGGAGGAGAGGAGAGAGCGAGAGGAGGUUUUGAGAGAGGAGAUUCAGACGCUUACCAGCAAGCUCCAAGAAUUGGAAGAAAUGAAGAAAGAAGAGAAAGAGGAUUGCCCGGAAGUUCCUCAUAAGGCCCAAGAGCUCCCAGCUCCCACUCCCAGCAGCAGGCACUGCGAGCAAGACUGGCCACCGGAUUCCAGCGAGGAGGGGCUCCCGCGGCCCCGCUCCCCCUGCUCUGAUGGGAGAAGAGACGCCGCGGCCAGAGUCCUGCAGGCCCAGUGGAAGGUGUACAAGCACAAGAAAAAAAAGGCUGUUCUGGAUGAGGCGGCUGUGGUGCUUCAGGCAGCUUUCAGGGGACAUCUCACGCGGACAAAGCUCUUAGCAAGCAAAGCACAUGGCUCAGAGCCACCCAGCGUGCCAGGCCUCCCAGACCAGAGCUCUCCUGUGCCCCGCGUUCCGAGCCCCAUCGCCCAGGCCGCGGGCAGCCCUGUGCAGGAGGAGGCCAUCGUCAUCAUCCAGUCCGCUCUGCGGGCACACCUGGCCCGGGCCAGGCACAGUGCUACCAGUAAAAGAACCACCACCGCAGCUUCUACCAGGAGGAGAUCGGCUUCAGCCACACACGGGGACGCCUCCUCCCCACCCUUCCUCGCAGCUCUUCCUGACCCCUCUCCCUCAGGGCCACAGGCCGUGGCACCUCCACCUGGGGAUGACGUCAACUCCGAUGAUUCCGACGAUAUUGUCAUUGCACCGUCUCUGCCCACGAAGAACUUUCCAGUUUAGGUCCCCGUCACUGUCUCCAUGCCGUGAUGGCAGCACUGCCGAGGACAUAGGAACCACGACUGGAAAGAUAAUUUAUCAUGUUAGGAGAAGAACGAUGAUACCUACUUAACACCUCAGCAUCUGCGUCGUGUCUCUUUGUGCUUUUGUUUGUGGAAGGAGACCCAAAUGCCUUUACUUUAUUCUCUGGGGAGGGCCAGCGGCUCGCAUUCCCCCUCAUCUCCAGCUGCAGCUCAGAUGGUGGAUUUUCAGUGCCAACAGACACAUCUGCCGUGAACUCGCAGAUGCCAGGGAGCCCUGUAGUGACACGUUCUCUGACAGCACCUUGCCGCCUGCCCACGACCUUGACCGUGAGGAGCUGCUAUCCGCAACCAGCGCCGACACCAUGCCCCCUCUUCCUGGUGACACCCUCAACAACCAGGAUUUGCUCGAUCUCAGCCCAGCAGGCCAGGCAGACACACUCCGCUGUGCCUUAGGAAGGUGUGAGACCGGCUUCCCCCAUCCCCACAGCAAAACACAGCCUGUCCCAAGCCAGUGAGGAGCUAAAGACACCCAGGUCCCCAAAUGAUCUUACUCCAUGCCCCACCUGCUCACACCGUCCUUUCCCGUCACCCUUGCUAUCCCCUGGAGCACUGCCCUCCAGAGCUGCCCUUCCCAGGAAGGAAUUUGGUUGGAUUCUGUCACUGUGGAGACCAAGAUUUUUUAAAAUUCCCAAUUAUAAUCACAAAAGCAGCAUCACACUUGCUUCUGAGAACAGCAGGGUGAUGUCUGUUCCCAAGCUGGUGGCGGGAGCCUUAGCCUAUGUGGGGCCACCCGGGGAAGAGGAGGGUGAGGAGGCAGGCUCGCCGUUCCAAGGGACAGCAUAGGCUCGUGGUGGGGCGUGUUGCAUCUGGUGUCUGGGACAGUCCCCAUCACCCCAUGUGUGCAGCCUCUGCACUCCCACCUCCAUGGCUGGGCUGGGCUGGGCUGGGCUGGGCUGGGCUGGGCUGGGCUGGGCUGGGCUGGGCUGGGCGUGCGGAGCCCGUGGAGCCAGCAGCUGCAGAGGCCUAGGAGGGAGUUCCUGGGGGAAGCGCACAGUGUCCAGUGCCCAUCUCUUGCUUGUGUGUGAGAUUAGCCCUUGCUGGGGUGUCAAGAGGAAGAGCCUUAGACCUGGGCGGGCCUUCAGGGGCAUCUAGACCCCUGCACAGCCCAGGCCUGGUGUCUGCAUUUCCAUAGCACCCCUGUGGGGACUCCUGCCGGGGCUGGCCGCUGUCUCAGGAGAGACCCAAUGGUUAGAAAGCCCCUUUUUACACAGCUGACAGCUUCUCCCAAGGCUUCCAUCCAUGGGGACAGGCUAACCCCUGGGCGCCUUUUCUGCAGCAUGGCGGCCUUCUGAGUCACCUAAGCUGAGCCUGGGGCAUUCUCUAUGGCGGUCAGAAGGCUGAUGGCCCCAACACAGUGGCUUGUGGAAGGGAGAGAGGAGGUUCUGCAUGUCCACCUGCCCUAUGGGAGGAGGACACAGGUGUCCCCAGCCCAGCCUGUUCUCUCCCAGUCACUCAGGGAUGGGGCCACCCAAAGUGCAGGACCCGCCCCACCCUGCGGUUCUCAGCCUGGCCCCUGUCUCCACUUAGCUUCUGUUUCUGCAGUGGGUGGAAGCGAGUCAGUGGGGGGCCUGGCUUGUGUACAUGUUUUACUUAUUUGGUCUGUGGGUUGCCAAGUCCAUUUUUUUCCCCACUGAACUGGCUGGUAACUUGACGGACUGUGUAACUGACACAGGCCCUCUGUAGACCCCUGCCUUCACCCCACCCGCCCGGGUCCACUCCCUGGGGCGCUGUCCCAAGCCAUCCCUCCUUGCCAGCUCAAAGCUUCAGGUCCUAGGAGCCAGUCCGCCUCGAAAGCCCUGAGAAAGUGAGACACCUGCACGUUCGCUGGGGGAGACCCUCCGUUCUCUUGUGGCAGCUGCUCCCACUUGUUAAACGAAGCUGUUUCUGCGGGACGUGCUCACUCUUGGGAACCAGUGGCCUAGAGCUUUGGGUGACAGGCAUAGAGAGGGCUUUCCUGCCUCAGGCUUGGAGGCCAAUGUUCCAUACAUAAACCGCCAUGUCCUCUGGUGCAGCUGGGCUGCUCUUUUAAAAGCCAGCAUCCAUCUUGAAGCUCGCUGGGUAAAUGGCAAUGCAUUCUCAAGCCUGUGUCUUCAGCUGAUGCCCAGUGUCCAGUGCUGGUCACCAGUCCCCUUUGCUGGGUACAGCCUGCCUGGCUGUUCUGUGGUCCUGGAACGCUGCAGUGUGGUUUUGUUCCAUGGAGACAGUACCAAGCGGAGAGGCCUCCUUGCCCACGGCCCCAGGGCCUGGGGGCCAGGGGUUCUGGCCCUGCGGGGACUUAGGCAGGAGGGGAAGAGAAGCCCAUGGAGCCACGGGAGGGGUGUCAUGGGCGGGGCCUAGCCAUGGGAGGGGUGAGCUGUGGGCGGGGCCUAGUCAUGGGAGGGGUGAGCUGUGGGCGGGGUGAACUGUGGGUGGGGCCUAGCCAUGGGAGAGGUGAGCUGUGAACGGGGCUAGCUAUGGGUGGGGUGAACUGUGGGUGGGGCCUAGUCAUGGGAGGGGUGAGCUGUGGAUGGGGCCUAGCCAUGGGAGGGGUGAGCUGUGAGUGGGGCUGAGCCAUGGGAGCAGCAAGCUGGUGGAGUGGGCUGGGCGGAGCUGUGGGGGCUGCUGGCAGGGCCUAGGAAAGUAGACAACUCCCGGGGGAGACGAGGUAGAGAGUGAGUCCCCAAGAAAGGGACUCCUGCCCCAGCGUCAAGUGCCAAAGCAGGCCCCAUCUACCACUUCAGGGUCGACGUUGGUGGCAGGUGUUGUUCACGGUGUACUGAUUGUCACUGCAACACCUCCACAUCACCUUGAACUUCAAGAACAGCAGCAAAGCUGUAUCUGCUAUCAGAGGCUGUUAGGUAGUCCAGCUUUAAAAUAACACACUCUUUCUUUAUCCCAUGCCCUUUAAACAGGCAGCCACAGGAGAUGUCAGUCUCCAGGGCCUGGCCCCACUGUGUUGACAGCAGUCACGUCUGUUGAGCUGACACUGCUGAGGCUGAAGCUGGCCCCGUGCAGGUGGCUGGUGAGCCACAGGUGCAGUACCCGGAGGUGUGCUCUCCCCUAGAGGCCUGUCCCCAACUCCUCGCCUAGAGGCCUAUUCCCGCUGCUCACAGACCUCAGCAGAGGCACCAGCUGGAGGGCUCCAGGGACAUCCUUGGAGAUACGGGAGGCUUUCCUGGCACAGGGCACAGCUCUUAGGAGGCCUUUGUAGGAUGCUGUCUCCCCAGUGUGUCCUGCUCAUCCAGGAUGGGGAGAAAGAGGAGGAGGCCCCAGGCUUAGAAGCCAGGGACAGACUGCCGACGAUUACCAAACUGAAUCCAGGCAGUGCCAUGACCCUGGGUGUCCCUUGGUUCACAUCACCCACCAGACACAGCUGCGGAGAGAGUGCAGGGAGGGGCUGGGACCAAACAGGCCAGAAACUGGCAGAAAGGAGGCAGAAGUGAGGUGGGUGUGCCUGGGGCACGAAGCCAGCGCCGGGGGGGAUUUCAGUGGAGCCUUACAGCCAGGCUCCGUGCGGACUGUGAUGCCAGAGAGGCGUGCAGCCUCUGGGCAAGUCGGGAGAGGGCUUGGGUGGUCCCCACAAGGCAGAAGAGGUGGAAGGGCCAGAGAGGACCACCAAGACCACCGUUCCCGCAGGCCUAGGGUGAGUGACCUGACUAUGAGACUAGCGGGCAGAGCCAAGCAGGGCUAAACUCCAUCCCAGGGCCCGGUGUUGGACAAAGUAGCUUUUUCUUUGCUCGUUUGUCUGUGUAUUAAGAAGAGACUAAAAUAGCCAAACGACGCUGGUCGCAUGCGCUGGCUGUGGUCUGUCUGCUGAAUGUCUAUUUUUGUCUCCUGACGAGACGUGAGGACCAUGCCCUUGAUCCCUCCGAUGGACCAGAAACCCCCUUCCUUGCAAAAAAAAAAAGGCAAUUGAAUUAGAAAAAGAUAGCCCAACCUAGCUCAGAUCCACCAAGAUAAGCACAGCAAAGCUUGGCUGCAUUUUUGAGGAAUAAAAACCAGCAGAAAGCACCGAUAACCUUCAAGAUCUGAAUGAGAUUCUAUUAUAACCCGUCUAAACGAUUGCAAAAUUCCUCCUUUGGUUUUGGAAGCAGCGUUUGCUCUCCCGUGGCUCAGGGAUUCUCUGAGGACCAGGGAGUUGACACACAAACCCCGCCAUGGGUCCGAGCCAGCUAUUUCUUAAGGCUCCCACCUCGCCAAGCUCCCAAGGGCCUGCUGGCAGUGCCUACGCUGUGCCAACUACCCUGUCUGGUACAGACCACGGCUGGGUAAGCACCCUUAAAAGCAACAGAAAUGACGUCUGGAAGCUGAAAUGUGAAACUGUCAAGAUGGCUUAGGAGAGGAAGGAGUGGACCCGCUGGUCUUUGGCAUUUUGUAUUUAGAAUUAUUUUAACUUUAUACAUAAUGUAUAGGCCGAUCUUUUGGAAGGGAUAAGGUUUUCAUUCUUGUGCAACUCAUUAUUCUCAUUAUUGGCCUUUGAAAUAAAAAGUCGUUUUGCAGCGUG
Molecule: messenger RNA, 6747 nt
Organism: Pan troglodytes (chimpanzee)
Lineage: Eukaryota; Metazoa; Chordata; Mammalia; Primates; Hominidae
Gene: IQCE
Product: IQ motif containing E
Exons: 22
Coding region: 97-2184 (695 amino acids)
Molecular function (GO): protein binding
Source: RefSeq, a predicted model, not a curated record